GCGCCAAAUUUAGUUUUUUUCAGGCGGCUCUUGAGGCGACCCGGAAGCGGAAGUGGGGGAAAGUUCUAGUGGGUUGAGGUAUCGGCGGGAGCUGCCGGCGGCGGGAGAAGCCGUUACGGAAGCUGGGACUGCCGAUCAACCCUGGUCAAGAUGACAACCUCCCAAAAGCACCGAGACUUCGUGGCCGAGCCCAUGGGGGAAAAGCCAGUGGGCAGCCUGGCGGGGAUCGGUGAAGUCCUGGGCAAGAAGCUGGAGGAGCGGGGCUUUGACAAGGCCUACGUGGUCCUGGGCCAGUUCCUGGUGCUGAAGAAGGACGAAGACCUGUUCCGGGAGUGGCUGAAGGACACGUGUGGCGCCAACGCCAAGCAGUCCCGGGACUGCUUCGGGUGCCUGCGCGAGUGGUGCGACGCCUUCUUGUGAUGCUCUCUGGGGAGCCCCCGACCCCUGACCCCCGCCUCGAGUCUCCAGAGUUUGCAGCUGAGUGGGGGUGCUCCCUUGUCCUCUACCAAGGAAACGAUGGCUGUCUGCUCACCACCAAUGGCCUCCGGGUCCUCGGGGGAGUUCUCUCCCCUCACCAUUUCAACUUUUUUGGAAUUCUCACUCUUGCAUGCAUCUCCCUUCUCUUUCCCGCCAGUUUCAGGUCAACAACCAGCUUUUCUGAGUGGAUUUCUGGCCCCUACCCUCACCCCGGGUCUGUUUAAUGACGUUUGGCUUCUCUUUUGGCAAAACCGUCACUGUCCGUAUAAAGUUUUUUAAAUCAAUAAAGUCAGUGGCCUUCCA
This is a messenger RNA of Pipistrellus kuhlii (Kuhl's pipistrelle), 780 nucleotides long. It is a transcript of the gene BANF1, whose product is annotated as BAF nuclear assembly factor 1. The record is from RefSeq and is a predicted model, not a curated record. The coding region runs from base 151 to 420 and encodes 89 amino acids. Gene Ontology annotation, molecular function: DNA binding. Lineage: Eukaryota; Metazoa; Chordata; Mammalia; Chiroptera; Vespertilionidae. The transcript has 3 exons.